CGUCAACUCAAGAGACUCUGACAAACUCAGCGCCGAUUCGCCCACCGAGCUACCAAUGAGCUUCAACGUGACAAACCUGGAUGGAGGCGGGAACCUUGCAGCCAACACCAGGGAUAACUACGCCCCCUUGCUGUACUUCAGUAACACUGCAGAACUCGAGCAGGCCACCAAGCUGUCACCCCCAAUACCACUCCAGCUACAACCAGGAGAUCAGACAAACCUGAGGAAAGCUCUACCAAUCGGUCAGAUGCACCAGUUCUUGACUGCAUCGGCCAAUGUGAGUCUCCCGAGGGAAGACUGUUCCUCUUACACCCACCUGUGUCUGUUCAUCGCUGAGAGAAACUACCCUGAGAAAGACGUAAACAACAACGACAUCUGCAGGCCGCUGGGCUCGCAAGACGGCGCUGUUGUCAACGCUGCAUGUCCGACCAGAGUUACACCAUGGUGGGUGUGGCUGAUUGUGGCGCUGUGUAUCCUGUUCCUGCUGCUGUUACUGCUGUGUCUCUGCUGCUGGAUCUGCGGCGCUGGGAGGAAAAAGAAGAAGGACCAAGACAUCAGCUUGUAUUCGCUGACGUACAUCGACAACACAGCUGGUUUUGUGCCUUACACUUACAACCCUGUCACCAGCAGACCGGGACGCCUGCCCGUCAAUCAACCGGUAGUGAUGAAGUUCCAGCAGUAUAACCUCCCCCGAGGCUGGGACCACGCGCACGAGUCCGUCAACAGGAUGAACAACGUUCCGUGGGCCGACGAGGGCCCGUCCAAGGUUGGCAAGAGCGGCGUCGAGUCCAUAAUCAGCAGGGUGGCUGGCAAGAGAAAAUCCGUCAAUCUCACCAAAUAUGGCGUUCUGCCGGAAAAUCUGAACAACCAGCCAGACAGAAACAACCAACGAGAGAGAAACAAUGGACCAGAGAGAGGUGGGGCAUCAGUGACGGUCGACUUCAAAUGAAGAAGAGGAGAUGAUCAUAGAAAGAAGCUGAGACGAAGAAUUUUGCUGGCUACAGCUUCUGUAAAUGGCAGGAAGUUCAUACAUCUCAUAUAUCAAGAGCCAAUAUAUCAUAUGAAUUGAAUAUUAUAUAUCAUAUUAUGAAAUUGUUGCCAUCAUUAUGUAUACUUUUGCACAUUUUAACUCAUAGCUCCGCAUUUGACAAUCUACCAUAAAUAAUCAAUUUGAAUACAACAUUUAUUAAGCAUUUGCUGCCAUCAACAUCAUAUCUUAUUAUUUGAUGUGAAAUUCCAAAACAAUACAUAUCAGCCAGCCAUGGCAUUUAACGUUAGAUACGUACUCAUAUCUAUACAUCGCAUACGUGUACAACAGCCUCAUUUAACUUGCUUGAAGAAUUAAAUAUUUUUUACUGAUU
Molecule: messenger RNA, 1361 nt
Organism: Branchiostoma floridae (Florida lancelet)
Lineage: Eukaryota; Metazoa; Chordata; Leptocardii; Amphioxiformes; Branchiostomatidae
Exons: 6
Coding region: 56-949 (297 amino acids)
Source: RefSeq, a predicted model, not a curated record